Caenorhabditis auriculariae is the source of this 1915-nucleotide messenger RNA. The record is from the annotation of a GenBank genome assembly. Lineage: Eukaryota; Metazoa; Nematoda; Chromadorea; Rhabditida; Rhabditidae.
AUGGCGGAGCGGCACAUGAUGGCGUCGACGUCGCACUCGCCGCUCGUCCCUUACUUCACGGACUACGAAGAUGCCGUCUCCAGCGAAGCUGAGCUUGAGCGACUUCGCGACACUCUUCGUUCGCACAUCGCCUCGAGCAAGUUGGUUUUUUUUUUCAAUAAAUUUGUGAUAAAUGAAAAGUUUUGAAAGUCAUCACUUUCUGAUUUCAGACAGGGUUGAAAAAUUGAAGUUUAUUGAAGGUAUUUUAGAUUGUACUUGAUUGAAAUCGCAAUAAAUCUUUGACGCUCUACAUUAUUUACAUUGCGUCAUUGCCGACCAAAAAAACUGAUAAGAAAUCAGGCAAUUUUCAAAAGCAACAAAUUUCAAACACCCUUAUUACUUUUUUUAUCACUACGUAGUAAAAAAAAUUCCCAGGGUUUUUUUUUUCAAAAUUAAAUAUUCUAGUGAAUCUCGCCGUCGACGAAUCGCUGCUCGGCUAGAGCCGCCACGGCCCAGAACUUCUCCAAAACCUCAAACUUCGAGCAGCGAAAAUUCAAGCAUCGAGAAGCUUCCCCCACCUCGAUGUUAGCUUUCUAAUUUUCUUUUGUUCUACAUUUUUCUGUACACUCUUUCAUCCGAACAAUCAAAGGAAAAAGUAAUUUAUAGCAUCGAGGAUCAAAAGAAAUGGCAACUCGAGACAUUCCCGAGCGACCGAAGAAAGAAGUGCCAGCGGAAGUGAACACGGAGACUGGCGCUAUUUGAACUACGCGGUUCGGCCUCAAAAUCUGAUCGUUGCGGGACCAUUUUAUGUGUUUCAGUUCCAGGAAAUGGCCUACUAUCCACUGUUGGUCCAUCUAAACGAACAGCUCACGGCCAUCACGAGACAACUCAACGACGUGGAAAAGACCAACGCGAUGCAACUUCGAGUUAUAAUGCAUCUUUUGAAUCGACUCGCCAAGGUUAGAAGUGUUUUUUGAAUUAGUAUUAGAAAAAAAGGAAAAAUUUUUUUUUGAACAGCGAUUUCAAAAUAAACAUGUCUACUCGUAAGUCCGAAAAGAGAAUUUGAAAAAAAAAAUUUUGAAACGGUAGGCCGAUUUUUAACCUAGUGGUCGCACUUGGAAUGGGUCAAAGAGUCGCGGUUUCAUUUCACUUACAGAAAUCUUGAUCUUAAUAAUGUCCUCGCGCGAAAGUCGUUUUGAGUCGAGCGCAUUUUCAAGCAACCGCUUCGCGUCGAGCCAUCCAUUCCACCUGCGACCACGUUUUUUAGGAUGAGAAAAUUUGAGUACCUGUUACUUGAAAAUGAAAACUUUCGAUUGAAAAGAAACAACCGCUGUUUUUUAAAGGGUUAGAAUUGGAAAAAAAAACAUUGAAAGUUUUCUCUUUUUGAUAGGAAAAAGCGCUUAUGAGAAAGUUUUUCUUUCCCGGUCCAAGGGUAAUGAUUCGGAAUAUAUCGGGCUCAAUGGUUCUCGAAAUUCAGAUGGGAAAAGGUAAAAGAUCAAAAAACUCUUUCAUGCAAGUUUUACAUUCUUAUUGGCAAUUUUUGAUCGCUUUUUCUAGUCUUCUUACCAAAAUUACUCGAAGAAGAAGCCAACUUUCUGAAAAUCAACUCAGAAAAAAAGUUGUUUGACUCCAGUCUAGCCUGUUUUUCUUGCUCUGUACUUUGCUUGUUAUCAAGUGAUGAAAACUGACCCUCUCAAAAAAUUGCCUUUUUUUCCUGCUUAUCAGUGGAAUUUCAGCCGCAAAGGUCGUUUCUCAGCUACUUUACCGCGUUUUUCCGGUCGUUCCCAUUUGUGAUUUUUGCCUUGUCGUGGCCCUACUUUGCUCAGUCGCUUUACCGGUGGUAUCUCAGGUAAAUUGAGUGAUUCACUUAUUUUCCAAGCAUUUUACUUUCAGGAGACGUCAAACUUUGGCUCUCGCCUUCAUGAAGUAUCUCUGA